Molecule: messenger RNA, 3068 nt
Organism: Daucus carota subsp. sativus
Lineage: Eukaryota; Viridiplantae; Streptophyta; Magnoliopsida; Apiales; Apiaceae
Product: BEL1-like homeodomain protein 2
Exons: 5
Coding region: 690-2828 (712 amino acids)
Biological process (GO): regulation of transcription by RNA polymerase II
Molecular function (GO): RNA polymerase II cis-regulatory region sequence-specific DNA binding; DNA-binding transcription factor activity, RNA polymerase II-specific
Source: RefSeq, a predicted model, not a curated record
UAUUGUCAAACUGAAGAAAUUUUAGAAUAUUGUUAAACAUAUGUGUAGCAUAAUAGUGACUUCUUCUCCUCCUCCUAUUUCUCUUUCUCUCUCUCCCCACCUCCUCUCUCUCUCUCUCUUUCUCUCCCACUUCUUUUGUGUGUUAUGCACAGGAAGAGAACAACAAGGGAUGUAUAGAUACACAUAAAAUAGUCAUAUAAAAAUACAGUCGGUGUUUGUAUAUAUCUUGUUUUUGGAAGACGAUUGUAGACGACACUCAAGGGAGUGGUCAGAGAGGCGCAGCAGCAGGCAGAGAAAAAGCAAAGAGACAUAAUAGGGAGGGAGAGAGGAGAGAAAACAAACACAACAACAAGAGACAAGAAGAUAUUUCUCGAAUAAUAAUCACUCUCUUGUGAAAGCAAAGAAAGAGAAAGAGAGGGUUUGGUUUGCAGUGGAGUCGUCCUUUAUCACCUGCAAGCUGCAGCCACUCUAGCUGCUAAUUAAACAGCAGAUACGGAAGCCGAUCUACACUUUAAUCAGGUAAUUAAGGUUGUUGGAAAGGAGUUGCAGAAGUUUAAGGAAUUAGGCCGACCACCGACUGGCAAUAUCUCGCGGUUAUCUAUGAUUUAUAAUACAAUACAACAAUACUACUCGAGUAUUAAAGGAGGAGCUGAGAUAUAAUUAGGUAGGUUCUUAAGUUGUUCAAUUCUAUGUCCCAAGAUUAUCACCACCAAGCUGCUGGCGGUAUCUUCAGUUUCUCCAAUGGGUACGAAAGAUCGCAAGAAGAGCAGAGGGAUAAGGUCCUGAGAGGGCAAGGGUUUGAGCCACCGCCUCCGCUGGUGGCGAUGGAUGAAGAAGGCGGGGAAGAGACCGGGGGAGGGCUUCAUGGAUAUGAUCAGACGGCUGGGUUGUUAUCGGAGAUGUUCAAUUUCCCAUCCGGUGCAGCCACGGCCACGGAAUUAUUGCAGCAGCAGAUAUCAGGUAAUUAUCACGGCCACAUUAUGAGGCCUUCUUCGUCUCAUCUUCACCGGGAAGCCACGGGACCGAGUCAUGAGAAUUGGUAUACUGGAAAUGAACAUAAGAGCAGUCACAUAGUUAAUCAACAGCAUAUUGGACCGAGCAUUAAUGCAUCGGACUCGGCAGCAGCAGCCAUGCAGCUAUUUCAUAUGAAUCCGUCAUCCGCGAGGUCGCCUUCGCCUCCUCCUUCCACACUCCACAUGUUGCUUCCGAAUCCCUCACCGAAUCCUACUUCGAAUUCUCUCCAUCAAGGCUUUCAUAGCCCAGGGGCUUUCGGGCCAUCGUCUCAUCAACAACAAUUCACUUGGGGUACUCCUGGAAGUACUGGUCAUGAUGCGGGAAGCACCUCUACAACCGGUCAACUCACUCCCCAUCAUCAUCCGAUCAUCGAAGGCCACGGUCAAGGCCUCUCAUUAUCAUUAUCAUCAUCACUACAACAUUUGGAAGCCGCAAAGGCCGAAGAAUUCAGGAAUGCUGGUGGAAGCGGUGGAAUGUUAUUUUUCAAUCAAGGCGGAGGGGGGCCUAAUACGAAUUCACAAUUUCAUAACCAAGCAUUGCAAUUACAAGGUACGGAAGUAGUCCUUGGCGCUCAAAACCAGCCGAUUCAUCAUGUCGGAUUCAGGUCCUCUUCUUCCCUCGGAGUCGUCAAUGUUUUGAGAACAUCAAAAUACGUCAAGGCAGCACAAGAAUUAUUGGAAGAGUUCUGCAGUGUGGGAAGAGGUCAAUUCAAGAAGAACAAGUUCCCGAAGCCUCCGAAUCCAACCGGAAGCUCCGGUGCUGGCACUUCUACUUCUUCCGCCAAAGAUCCCCCUCCUCUAUCGGCUUCCGAUAGAAUUGAGCACCAGAGAAGGAAGGUCAAACUUCUAUCCAUGCUUGACGAGGUGGAUCGGAGGUACAGUCAUUAUUGCCAACAAAUGCAAAUGGUGGUGAACUCAUUCGAUGUGGUGAUGGGGUACGGCGCGGCGGUGCCGUACACAGCAUUAGCUCAGAAAGCAAUGUCACGGCAUUUCAGGUGCUUGAAGGAUGCCAUAGCGGCUCAGAUUAAGCAUAGCUGUGAGUUGCUUGGAGAGAAAGACGCGGCAGGGACUUCAGGAGUCACCAAAGGGGAAACUCCGAGACUGAAGCUGCUGGAGCAAAGCCUGAGACAGCAAAGAGCUUUUCAUCAAAUGGGGGGCAUGUUAGAGCAAGAAGCUUGGCGUCCCCAAAGAGGCUUGCCUGAACGUUCUGUCAACAUUUUGAGAGCCUGGCUUUUCGAACAUUUUCUCCAUCCGUAUCCAAGCGAUGCUGAUAAACAUCUCUUGGCUCGGCAGACUGGCCUCUCAAGAAACCAGGUAUCGAACUGGUUCAUAAAUGCACGGGUUCGAUUGUGGAAACCCAUGGUCGAAGACAUGUACCAGCAGGAAAGCAAAGAAGAGGGAGAUGAAGACGAAGAAACCGAAACAAAUGCACAGACACCAAUGCAGUCCUCUACACUUGCCAGUACUGCUCCUUCAUUCACAUCCACACCUCCCUCCACAACAGUGCCCAUCAAUGCCCCCGAAAGCGACCCUUCACUCCUCGCAAUCAAUACCACCUUCUCGGAAAACCAACCACCCAGCCACCUCUACUCCGCCUCCACCACCCCCCUCUCCACCGUCACCUGCCACCGCCGCGGAGACCCCGAAUACACCGCCGCGCCAAAUGCGGAGGAUCAUAGUAAUAAUAUGGGGUCCACGCUCAUAAGCUUUGGGGCUAAUGCCACGGGUGACGUGUCCCUCACUUUAGGGCUCCGUCAUGUCGGGAACAUGCCCGAGAAGAAUCCUUUUUCAGUAAGAGACUUUGAGGGUUGUUAAUUAGUUGCGCUUAAUUUCAUAUUAUUAUACCCUAGUAUUACAAUUUCAGAAUUAUAAUUACACCCGCGCCUCAAAUUUUUCUUUCGGUUACGUUUUUUAUAUUUUUGUUCUGUUAAGAAAAUCAUAGCUAGCUAGCUAUUAAGCAGUAUGGCCAAGGUAUGUUAAUUGUAUAGCACAUUAUUUUGAUGUUACAUGUAUACUUCCCCCCUGGUGUAGGUAAACUUUAUUCUUUGGAGCAUG